Molecule: messenger RNA, 531 nt
Organism: Phalaenopsis equestris
Lineage: Eukaryota; Viridiplantae; Streptophyta; Magnoliopsida; Asparagales; Orchidaceae
Product: histone-lysine N-methyltransferase SUVR4-like
Exons: 3
Source: RefSeq, a predicted model, not a curated record
AUGACGAUGACGGACAAAAUAUUUUCUCUAGUUACGGAGCUUGAUUUGCAGAGGACAUGUUCCAUGUCCAUGUGCAAGAGAGACUGGAGGAGAUUAUGCUUAUACUUCAGAUGGUCUUAUGAAAAGGGAAUUUCUAGAUGCCAUUGUCUCGACGAAGUGAAGAAGCGCCUAUAUUUUUGUGAAGAUUGUCCCAUUGAGAGAAUAAGAAAUGGGAUGAUGCCAGAACCAUGCAAGGGACAUUUGAUUAGAAAAUUUGUGAAGGAGUUCUGGACUAAGUGUGAAUGCAGUAGAAUUUGUGGAAAUAGAAUAGUGCAACACGGAAUAACGAGGAAUUUGCAGGUGUUUUGGACUGCAGAAGGAAAGGGAUGGGGGCUUCGAGCCCUUGAUGAACUUCCUAAAGGAGCUUUCAUAUGUGAAUAUGUUGGUGAAAUUCUGACAAAUGCAGAGCUUUUUGUAACUGGCAAGAUGGGGCAUUCAUAUCCUGUUCUGCUAGAAGCUGAUUGGGGAUCUGUGCAAGUUCUCAAAGAUGAA